Anoplopoma fimbria (sablefish) is the source of this 8877-nucleotide messenger RNA. RefSeq names its product neurobeachin-like 1 (gene nbeal1). Lineage: Eukaryota; Metazoa; Chordata; Actinopteri; Perciformes; Anoplopomatidae. The coding region runs from base 100 to 8481 and encodes 2793 amino acids. The transcript has 55 exons. The record is from RefSeq and is a predicted model, not a curated record. Gene Ontology annotation, biological process: intracellular protein localization. Gene Ontology annotation, molecular function: protein kinase binding. Gene Ontology annotation, cellular component: membrane; cytosol.
GCUGACAGAGGGGUCGUGUCGUCGCACAGCUCAUGAUUGAGGAAGCAUGAAGCAGCCAAGGAAGUGACCAAGGUGGACUCUGAGGCCUGAGGGUGCACCAUGGCAUCCAAGGAGAGACUGUAUGAGGUCUGGAUGCUCUACUGCACCAAGAGGGAUCCGGACUACUUGAAAAUAUGGCUGGAGAUUUUCAUCAGCUCCUACGAGCGAUGCCUGGACGUGGACUUCGAAAAGCCCCCGUCGAGGCCAGAGGAGGUCCCGCCGGUGUUGACGCUCCUCCCCGACAACAUCCUGCAGGUUCUGCGCCACCAGCUGCUGCAGUGCGUCCAGAAAGCCUCCGACGGCCUGGAGCCCGAGCAGCAGAACCUGGCUCUGCUGCUGCUCAAGUUCCUCAUCAUCAUCUGCAGGAACCUGUCCAACGUGGAGGAGAUUGGCACCUGCUCCUACAUCAAUCACAUCAUCACCAUGACAACACUAUAUAUUCAGCAGCUGAAAAGCAAGACCAAAGAGAAGGAGAUGGCCGACCAGAGCCAGGCGGAGGAGUUUGUCCGUCACGCGCUGGCGUUCUGCGAGAGCCUCUACGACCCGUACCGCAACUGGAGGCAUCGAACCAGCGGGGAGCAGCUGGGUACCGUAGAGAGGAGCAGACAGAAGUACAAGGCAGCUCCGCUCACCGUGGAGUUUGUUCCUUUCUUUUAUCAGUGCUUCCAGGAGAGCGAGCACCUGAAGGAGAGUCUGAAAUGCUGCCUGCUGCACCUGUUUGGAGCCAUAGUAGCUGGUGAUCAGAGGAACGCCCUGUUUGCCAUUUCUCCAGCCACCAUGGAGGUGUUGAUGCGGGUGCUGGCCGACUGCUCCAUGGGUAGCUGCUCCUCGGAGGAGGGCGAGGACUGGGACAGCGAGGCCCCCGACCGGAAGGCGCUGCUGACCCUGGGCUGCCUGCGGGAGGUGGUGCAGCGCCUGCUGGCCUCGAGCUCCGACCAGCGGCAGGUGGAAAUCGCCUCUGUGCUGGAAAACUACUUCAAGCUGCUCAAUUCAGACCCGGCGGCCAUCGUUGCUUCCCAACUACAACUACUACAACAGCAGCAGCAGCAGCAGCAGCAGCAGCAGCAGCAACAACAGCAACAACAACAGCAACAACAGCAGCAGCAGCAGCAACAACAGCAGCAACAACAAGCCAAGGGCAGAGUGCCGACACUGGGCCGACACUGGGAGAGCCGAUUUGUGGCGCUGCAAGUAAAUAUGCUAGACACCAUCAGGGACAUGUUCCUGUGUUCAGACAGGCCAGUUCUACAAGCCAUCUUCCUCAAUAGUAACUGUUUCGAGCAUCUGACGCGGCUGCUGCAGAACAGCAAGCUGGUUAACGCAAGGUGCACGGCGGCAGACAAGGACCAGAAAGAUAUAACCAACAACAGGUUACUGACAGGAGAGAGGGACACUCAGGUGUUUCAAGGGCGACUAGACUCCCUCGCCGUAGCGACCAUCAAAGCCCUGACAACAGUGAUGCACAAAUCCCCGGCUGCAAAGGAGGUGUUCAAGGAGAGGAUCGGCUACAAUCACCUGUAUGAAGUCCUUACUUCACUCGGCCAGCCAUCGCGGCUCCUCCUCAAGGAGCUGAUGAACAUGGCGGUGGAGGGUGAGCACACCUCAGUGGGGCUCCUGGGCAUCAGCAACGUGGAGCCCCUGCUGCUGCUGGUCCAGUGGCUCCCGGAGCUGGACUCGUCGGAGCGGCAGCUCUUCACGGCCGACUGGCUCCGCCGCCUCAGCUGCCUCAACCGCCAGACCCGCGGCACCUGCGUCAACGCCGCCAUGGUCAUGCGGGCUCUGGCGGGCCUGGAGCGCGACCAGCAGCUACACCGAGCGUGCGCCGAGAGCCUGCUGGGGCUGGUGGGCUCGCUGGGCUCCCAGUCCUUGAGCGCCAGGGAGCUCCUGACACUCCUGCGCCUCCUCAGGCUGCCAGAGUCCACUCAAUCUCACCCCUAUGUGGGUCCCGCCCUCAGAGCCCUCCUGGCCAUGGUACGGAAGCAGGGCCUGGAAAGCGCCAUGCAGUACUUUGACCUGUCGCCCAGCAUGGCGGGCAUUGUAGUUCCGACGGUGCAGCGGUGGCCCGGCUCCGCCUUCAGCUUCCUCGCCUGGUUGUCACUAGACCAGGACCAGCUGGGCCCGCUCAGCAAGGACAAGAGGAAGCAGCUCUACAGCUUUUUUACCCCUGGAGGGACGGGGUUUGAGGCCUUCAUCAGCUCAGCGGGCGUGCUGGUGGUGGCUGUGUGCACGAAGAAGGAGUACGUGACGGUCAUGCUGCCAGACUACUGCUUCUGUGACUCUCUCUGGCACAGCAUCGGUGUGGUCCACGUACCAGGGAAGAGGCCGUUUGGACAGAGUCUCGUGUACAUUUACGUGGACGGGCAGCAGAAACUGUCCGCCCCCCUCAAGUAUCCCACCAUGACAGAGCCAUUCAUCUCCUGCUGCAUCGGCUCAGCGGGCAACCGGACCACCACUCCCCCGCCCUCCCAGAUCCCCGACCCGCCCUUCUCCUCCGCCACCACGCCCACCACCCGCUCCUCGCUGGGCGCCAUCCUGUCGCCGCAGACCUGGGGGGGGCUGCUGGGGGGGAAGCCGGAGUCCCUGACGAAGCUCAUCUCCGCAGGGACCCAGGACAGCGAGUGGGGGAGUCCCACCUCGUUGCAGGGCCAGCUGGGAAGCGUCAUGGUCUUCCAUGAACCCCUGCAGCCCAACCACGUAAAAGCCAUCUGUAGUGCGGGUCCGAACUGCAUCUCUCCAUUCAAAGCCCAGGAAUCCGAACUGGGCGACCUUUCAACCAAACUGCUGCUGCACUACUCGCCCAAGGCGUGUAGGAACCCCAUCUGUCUAGAUCUGUCUCCGAACAUGCUGCACGGACGCCUGACUGGGAAUAAAGUGGUCAACUGGGAAAUCAAGGAUAUGAUCAACUGUGUGGGCGGCCUGCCGGUGCUCUUCCCCAUACUGGAACAGUUGACUCUGAUCACCCCGGAUCAACAGGCCGGCGAUCCUGCAGCCGGGUCGGAUUUCAUCACCCCUGAUGUGACCACGCCGGCCGACGGAGAUUGGGUCAUUCUGCCGUCCAACAGGGCUUCAGAGGCGCGCCUGGAGAAGAAUCUGGUGGCCACCUUCCUGCUGGUGCUGAAGCAUUUCCUGCAGAGGCACCCUAUCAACCAGGAGAAUCUGCUCCACUCGCAUUGUGUCGGCACACUGGGAGCCCUGCUGCAGAAGCUGCCAGCCGGUCACGUGGACGUCAGCGUGCUGGUUGCUAUGCAGCUGCUGAUAGAACAGGUGACCUAUGAGAAGAACCUGGCUCUGCUGCAACAGCUUCACACACAUCUGCUGUUCAACUUCAACAUCUGGAACAAAGGAGACUUCCCUCUACGCAUAGGUCAUAUCCAGUACAUGUCCACCGUCAUCAAAGACAACAGGAAGCAGUUCAGAAAAAAAUACGGAGUUCAGUUCCUCUUGGACACCGUGCGCCUUUAUUACGGGAGGAACAGCAACAGAGAGAGCGACCUGAGCGAGGACGACGUUCGCACCGUCCGGGCGUCUCUCUGCGGCCUCAUCAAGUACUACAUCAGCAAGGGCAUGUCGCAGGAGGAGAUGCACAGCAUUCUGGGAUACAUCGCUGCUAUUGGGGACGAAGAGCAGUUGUGUGCCAUGCUGGAGUUGUUACUCAGCCUUCUUCAGACCAGUCCGGCCAGGGACCAGCUCUUCCUGCUCCUCUUUGAGCCAGGAGCCGCCGACUCCUGCUACGCCCUCCUCCUCAACAACAAGCACUCUGAUCGACUCCGGGAGCUCGUCUUCAAGUUGUUUGAACGCAUGUUGCGCUGCGACCGCGUCUACGAGAAGAAUAAGCAGCGCUUGCGGCUGAGGGAGGCGGGUUACGCCGGCCUGUCGCUGCUCUUCUCCGAACUUCACAUCACUCCGACACUAAUCCGCAGUCUCCUCAACCAGGUCCUCCACACAGAUCAUCUGGUGAACUACAAGGACCUGAUGGCUCUGGUCCAGCUCACUCACCGGGCCGGACCCGGCGAACGCCUCCUCGUCUGCAAGAGGGUGUACCAGCUGCUACAAUCCCAACAAGAUGCUGCGGUCCAGAUCUCAAAGCAGCAGUGUUGGCAGGACACUCUCAUGCGACUCUACCUGCGGAGCGAUGGGUCCCAGCAACAGCGGGGCACCGACACCAUCAGCACCUGCAGCCUGGACCUGAACCGUUCCACUGGCGGCGCAGCCAACCGCCUGGAGCUGCCGUUGGAGAAGAGGGCGAGGGCGGGCAGCGCCAGCCGCCUGGAUCGCCUGGAGGACGACCGGCUCAGCGUGGGCGACACCCGCUCCGUGGACAGCCUGGAGAACGGCGACGUCAUCUCGCUGCUGGACACGCCGUCUUCCUCGGCCUCCGCUGAGCCGCAGCUGCACGUCAAGCCCUGGGUGGUGGGAAAGUCCGGGGGCUUGAUGCUGGAUCUGUCCCACCUGCAGGCCUACGAGGGCGGGGAAAGCGGCAGCCAAACACCCGGCAGCAUGCCCAGCACGCCGUCGCCGCUGGAGACCUCUAAGCCUUUCCCAGGGAGCUCCGGGGAUCGAGACGCAACCUCCUCCCUGACCGAGGACAGCUUUCUGUUCAGCGACAACAUCUCACUGGGGGAGUCGUUCAACAAUGAGAGGGCAGAGGAGGAGCUGUGCACAAUGCUGCUGGAGAUCGUGCUGUGCGUGAUGUGGCGCGGGGUCGAAGGCUCUGACGACUCGGCGUGGCUGGAGCGCGGCCAGGUCUUCUCAGCUCUCACCAAACUGGCAACCGCCAACGAGCUGCUGCUGCCCGUCGACCAUAUCAAACUGAGUCUCAUGGAGCGCAUGUUGGAGUGGGCGGUGGGCGACAACCGCGAGGCGUCGGCCGCCACGUUGCCGCAGCACACGGAGAACGCAGUGCGGCUGCUUCACAUGGUGCAGGACUUCCUGCAGGCGGAGGGCCUGGUCAACCCUGCGCUGUGGACGGAGAAGGUGCUGGAGGAGACGGUGACGCUGAUGGACAGCCUCAUGGUGUGGUACUCUGCCGGCGCUCAGUGGUUCCAGCUCUCCCAAGUCGGACUGCGGCUGCUGCUGGGCUUCAUGGCUCAGGAGGACCCUGAAGUGUGUGCCAUGGCCACGGCCAAGCUCAACGGCAUCCUGCAGACCAAGCAGGUGUCCAGCCAGGACGAGGCCUGCUACCUGCUGGGUAAGGUGGAGGGCAUCCUGCGGCGCUCCAUCCAGGAGCAGAGGGAGGAGACGUACUCCUUCCUGGUCCCCCUGCUGCGCACGCUGCUCUCCAAAGUGCACCGCCUGCUCUUCAUAGAGCUGCACCUCCCCCAGCUCCCCGACACCAACGGCAGCCCGUCCUUCUUCGAGGACUUCCAGCUGUACUGCAACUCACCUGAGUGGCGCGUCUACCUCGACAAAUAUAUCAUCCCGUACAUGAAGCAGUAUGAGAUUGAAACAUUCAGCCAGGGCCACGAGACCAUGGCUCUCUACUGGAAGGAGUGCUACGAGGCUUUCAUGGUCAGCCUGCAUAAGAGAGAGAGGGAAAGGGGCGAGAGCAAGAUCCGCUUCCAGGAGCAAUUCGUGGAGCCGUUCUCACGCCGAGGCCGCCAGGAGAACCUCCGCUACAACAGCAUGUUGAAGCAGCAGCACAGCCAGAACAGCGCCACCCUCAGGCAGUGGAAGGCAGCACGACGGGGUCUUGUGUGUGAGAGAGGGCCCUGGGCUGACAGGCAGCAGGAUAAGAUGCACUGGAGGGUGUCCAGCGCUGAAAACUUCUCCCGCAUGAGGCUUAAGCUGGUUCGUAAUUACAACUUCGACCCACACCGAGAGGCCAGCGCUCUGAGAGACAACCUGGGUGUCCAUCAGCAGCGUGUAAACGCAGAGUCUCUGCUGCUGGAGGCGGCGAAGCAGGUCAAAGUCAGCGACCUGGAGGACGACAUCCUGGAGCUGCCGGAGGAAGACCCCGCCGCCGCCAACAACCAAGUUGAAGCGGAGGAGGCGGGCCAGAAGGAGAAGCUGGUGCUGUGGGAGGACUGCGAGCUGGUGACGGUGGUGGACGUGGUGCCCGGCCGCCUGGAGCUCACCACCCAACACAUCUACUUCUACGACAGCAGCCAGGAGAAAGAGGAAGGAGUGGGCCACGACUUCAAAUGGCCCCUGUCUCAGAUCCGAGAGGUCCACCUGCGGCGUUAUAACCUCCGACGCUCGGCUCUGGAGAUCUUCCUCAUCGACCAGACCAAUUACUUCCUCAACUUCAAGAAGGAGGUGAGGAACAAGGUCUACAGCCGCAUGCUGCUGCUGCGAUCCCUCAGUCUUUAUGGAACCCGCUCGCCGCAGGAGCUCCUCAAAGCCUCUGGACUUACGCAGAAAUGGGUGAACCGGGAGAUUUCCAACUUUGACUACUUGAUGCAACUCAACACGAUCGCAGGGAGAACGUACAACAACCUGGCUCAGUAUCCGGUGUUUCCCUGGAUUCUAGCUGACUACACCUCGGAGGAGCUGGACCUGUCUGAUCCCCGGGUAUUCAGGGACCUGUCGAAGCCAGUGGCGGUUCUCAACGAACGCAAUGCCAAGGCUGUUAGAGAAAAGUAUGAAAGUUUCGAGGACCCAACAGGCACCAUCGACAGGUUCCAUUACGGCACCCACUACUCAAACGCUGCCGGAGUGAUGCACUACUUGAUCAGAGUGGAGCCCUUCACCUCCCUGCACAUCCAACUACAGAGCGGACGGUAUGGAGACAAGUUUGACUGCGCCGACCGCCAGUUCCACUCCAUCCCUGCGACGUGGCAGACCCUCAUGGACAACCCCAACGACGUCAAGGAGCUCAUCCCGGAGUUCUUCUACUUCCCAGAAUUCCUCGAGAACCAAAAUGGCUUUGAUCUGGGUCGCCUGCAGAUCUCAAAAGAAAGAGUAGAUGAUGUCAUUCUGCCAAAAUGGGCCAAGUCCCCCGAGGACUUCAUCUACAAGCACCGCAAAGCCCUGGAGUCGGAGUACGUGUCGGCGCACCUCCACGAGUGGAUCGAUCUGAUCUUCGGUUACAAGCAGAGGGGCCCCGCGGCGGUGGAGGCCCUAAACGUCUUCUACUAUUGCACAUAUGAGGGGGCGGUGGACCUGGACGCCAUCACGGAUGAAAAGGAGCGCAAGGCCCUGGAAGGCAUGAUCAGCAACUUUGGACAGACGCCCUGCCAGCUACUCAAGGAGCCCCAUCCAGUGCGACUGCCUCAGGAGGAAGUGGAGAAGAGGAAGGCUCAGCUUGACUCGUGUCCUUUCAGCAUGUUCGAACACCUCAGCGACCUCAAGUCCUUCUUCGUCGAGGGCAUCAGUGACAACGUGCCGCUGGUUAAGGUCGUGGUGCCAAAGAAUCAGUCUCAUUCCUUCAUCACCCAGGGGAGCCCUGACACAAUGGUGACGGUUAGUCAGAACUGCCUGGUUGGGACCCACGGGUGGCUGCCUUACAACAAGAACAUCUCCAACUACUUCACCUUCAUCAAGGACCCCACCGUGUCCAACGCCAAGACCCAGCGUUCCCUCUCCGGACCCUUCGCCCCCGGCGUGGAGGUAACAGCGGGGCUGUUUGUGGCCUCCCACGACGGCAAGCUGCUCUUCAGCGGCGGCCACUGGGACAACAGCCUCCGGGUCACCUCCCUGGUUAAGGGCAAGACUGUGGGACAGCACGUCCGACACAUGGACAUUGUGACCUGCUUGUCAACAGACCACUGCGGCAUCCACCUGAUCUCCGGCUCCAGAGACACAACCUGCAUGGUGUGGCAGGUUCUGCAGCAGGGUGGAGCUCCCGUGGGUCUCCAUCCCAAGCCGGUUCAGGUGUUGUAUGGACACACGGACGAGGUGGUCAGUGUCAGCAUCAGCACAGAGCUGGACAUGGCUGUGUCUGGAUCACGGGACGGGACGGUGAUCAUCCACACGGUGCGUCGGGGUCAGUACAUGCGUUGCCUGCGACCGCCGUGCGACAGCUCCCUGCCGCUCUCCAUCCUCCACCUGGCCGUGUCCUGGGAGGGUCACCUGCUGGUCCACACCUGCCUCGAAGGCAAAGCGACGCUCAAGGAUAAAAACGCCCUCCACCUUUACUCCGUCAAUGGGAAGCACCUCUGCAGCGAGCCUCUGAAGGAGCAGGUGACUGAUAUGUGUGUUUCGGGGGAGUACGUAGUCAUCGGCAGCGAGCAGGGAUACCUGUCCGUCCGUGACCUCUACAGCCUGUCUCUGUGCACGGAGCCCAUGGCCAUGAGGGUGCCGGUGCGCUGCGUCUCCGUCACCAAGGAGCAGAGCCACGUCCUGGUGGGCCUGGAGGACGGCAAGCUGAUCAUCGUGGGCGUGGGCAAGCCGGCGGAGAUGCGCUCGGGCCAGAUCACACGGAAGCUGUGGGGCUCCAGCAAGAGACUCACCCAGAUCUCCUCGGGGGAGACGGUCUACAACACCCAGCACGACCACAACUGACCCCGGUCCCCAGUUCCCCAUGAACCCUCCCCUCUCCUCCCACUCGCAUCCCACAUUCCCGUCACCAGGUUUUCGCCUCCAUACCUGCCAAUCACCAAACGGUUUGCUUCAUUCUGUCCGAGGAACUCCGUUCAGUUCCUCCUGCACAUUUCCGCUGUUCAGUGGCCGGUGUUUUUAGAUGCCAGAGCAUCGCAAAAUCUGCAAUCAUGCGUCUGUUGUGUUUUUCUAUGUGUCUUUUCUUUCUGCUUUGGAUUGAGCGUACGGUGCUGGCGCCGUGGUUCCAAUCCAGCCUCAGCACCACCACACCACUACCAAACGCCAUGGCUCCUAAUCCCUCAGCUACUCAUCCUCGUUUUUACAUGAUACUAAUGUUUCUAAGGAACGGUGAGCUAACUG